Dendrobium catenatum is the source of this 1867-nucleotide messenger RNA. Its product is annotated as tubulin beta-2 chain. Gene Ontology annotation, molecular function: structural constituent of cytoskeleton; GTPase activity; GTP binding. Gene Ontology annotation, cellular component: cytoplasm; microtubule. Gene Ontology annotation, biological process: mitotic cell cycle; microtubule cytoskeleton organization. Bases 287 to 1624 code for a protein of 445 amino acids. The record is from RefSeq and is a predicted model, not a curated record. The transcript is spliced from 3 exons. NCBI's taxonomy places the organism in Eukaryota, Viridiplantae, Streptophyta, Magnoliopsida, Asparagales, Orchidaceae.
AGCGCGAAUCCGACCGUUCACCACUGAGCCGUUUCGAAUCAACGGUCUGAAAUCCUCCCUACUUUUCAAACAAUUCGACCCUUAUCAAAACCCUAAGCAGAAUGGGGAAAGGGGGAAAUACAGACGUUGCGGCUGCUGCCUUCAAAGUUCAAAUUAUUUAUACCCUUAUCAACUCCCCCGUUUAUCCUUGCCAGCUUCUUGAUUCUCUCUUCCUUCCUUUCUUGUACCUGUCCAUAUCUCUCUUUCUUACUUUCUUAGAUCCAUAUCUCCUUCUAUCUCUACGAAGAUGCGUGAGAUUCUCCAUGUCCAGGGCGGCCAGUGCGGCAACCAGAUAGGAGCAAAGUUCUGGGAGGUGGUGUGCACUGAGCACGGCAUCGAUGCUACUGGAAGGUAUCACGGUGAUACCGAUCUGCAACUUGAGCGGAUCAAUGUGUACUACAACGAAGCCAGCUGUGGACGCUUUGUUCCCAGGGCUGUUCUCAUGGAUCUUGAGCCCGGCACUAUGGAUAGCAUAAGGUCAGGCCCCUAUGGGCAGAUCUUUCGCCCGGACAACUUCGUGUUCGGUCAGUCUGGAGCGGGAAACAACUGGGCAAAGGGACACUAUACUGAGGGAGCCGAGCUCAUAGAUUCCGUGCUCGAUGUUGUCCGCAAGGAGGCUGAGAACUGUGACUGCCUGCAAGGAUUCCAGGUUUGUCACUCACUGGGAGGAGGAACUGGAUCAGGCAUGGGAACCCUUCUGAUAUCCAAGAUCAGGGAGGAGUACCCAGACAGAAUGAUGCUUACAUUCUCCGUCUUCCCUUCUCCAAAGGUCUCAGAUACAGUUGUGGAGCCCUACAAUGCCACUCUCUCAGUCCACCAACUUGUGGAGAACGCUGAUGAAUGCAUGGUCCUUGAUAAUGAAGCUCUCUACGACAUCUGUUUCAGGACCCUUAAACUCACUACUCCUAGCUUUGGGGACUUAAACCAUCUGAUAUCUGCAACAAUGUCGGGAGUAACAUGCUGUCUGAGAUUCCCUGGUCAGCUCAACUCCGAUCUUCGGAAACUAGCUGUUAAUCUCAUCCCAUUCCCGCGCCUGCACUUUUUCAUGGUUGGCUUUGCUCCCUUGACCUCCCGUGGCUCGCAGCAGUACCGCGCCCUCACUGUUCCGGAGCUCACUCAACAAAUGUGGGAUUCAAAGAACAUGAUGUGCGCCGCAGACCCAAGGCAUGGACGCUACCUCACAGCUUCUGCCAUGUUCCGUGGCAAGAUGAGCACCAAGGAAGUGGAUGAACAAAUGCUGAAUGUGCAGAACAAGAACUCAUCCUAUUUUGUGGAGUGGAUUCCCAACAAUGUCAAGUCAACAGUAUGCGAUAUCCCGCCUACUGGUUUGAAGAUGGCAUCUACUUUCAUCGGAAACUCCACUUCGAUACAGGAGAUGUUCAGAAGGGUGAGCGAGCAGUUUACUGCAAUGUUCAGGAGGAAGGCUUUCUUGCAUUGGUAUACAGGAGAAGGAAUGGAUGAGAUGGAAUUUACAGAGGCGGAGAGCAACAUGAAUGAUCUAGUGUCAGAGUACCAACAGUAUCAAGAUGCUACUGCGGAUGAAGAGGGGUAUUAUGAAGAGGAAGAAGAAGCUCAGGAAGUUUGAAAGGAAGGGAGCUGCUGCAACUUCCAGUUGCAAGCUGAGCUCAGCUUGUAACUGAGCAGAGCUUCGUAAUCUUGGUUGAAUGGGUGCAGUAUUGCAGUAGUUAGUAGUUUAUCUUGUUUUAAUGUUCUGUUUAGCUCCUGGUUGAAACUUCAUUAGCUUUUUCUUUAAUUAUAUGUUAUUGUCAUCUUGAGAUUAGGAUGAAUUGUUAUGAAACUGAAACUCUGGAUUCAACCUUUUGUGCAA